This is a messenger RNA of Sesamum indicum (sesame), 1714 nucleotides long. It is a transcript of the gene AT-HSFA5, whose product is annotated as winged-helix DNA-binding transcription factor family protein. Lineage: Eukaryota; Viridiplantae; Streptophyta; Magnoliopsida; Lamiales; Pedaliaceae. Gene Ontology annotation, cellular component: nucleus. Gene Ontology annotation, biological process: cellular response to heat; regulation of transcription by RNA polymerase II. Gene Ontology annotation, molecular function: DNA-binding transcription factor activity; RNA polymerase II cis-regulatory region sequence-specific DNA binding. The record is from RefSeq and is a predicted model, not a curated record.
CAGUAUGCAACGAAAUCCCGUCAACGAGAGAAGUAAGAACCCCUACAACAAUUCCCGAUUAUUGCGUGUAUGGACGGAGGGAUUUCCGGAGGCACAGCCGCAGGCGGCGGAGCUAGCCCUGCGCCGUUCCUCUUAAAGACGUAUGAGAUGGUAGAUGAUAAGACGACGGAUGCCAUCGUAUCCUGGAGUGGCAGCAAGAAGAGCUUCGUGGUGUGGAACCCCCCGGAAUUCGCCCGCGUCCUCCUCCCUUCUUACUUUAAGCACAAUAACUUCUCCAGCUUCAUCCGGCAGCUCAACACCUACGGAUUUCGGAAGAUUGACCCAGAAAGAUGGGAAUUUGCUAAUGAAGAUUUUGUGAAAGAUCAAAAGCAUCUUCUUAAGAAUAUUCAUCGUAGAAAGCCUAUUCAUAGCCACAGUCAGCCUCAAGGGUCAAUCGAUCCUGAAAGAGCGGCAUUUGAGGAAGAAAUUGAUAAGCUGUCACGUGAGAAGACCCUUCUUGAAGGAAAUGUGUUAGGGUUCAAGGAGCAGCAGUCUGCAGCAAAGGUACAGUUGGAAAAGCUAACACAGCGUAUAGGUAGCAUGGAACAGAGGCAGGAGAGGUUGCUAAGCUUCCUGGAAAAUGCAGUUCAGAAUCCUGAGUUUGUCGAACGCCUGUCUCAGAAGCUUGAAUCAAUGGAUUUUUCUGCAUAUAGUAAAAAGAGGAGACUCCCUGAGGCAAAUCAUGUACAAUCAAUUCAAGACAAUGUUUUAGUGGACAAUCAAAGCAGCUCCAGGCCUGACUUUGGGAGUAUGUCUCACCAAGACUUCUGCAAUAAGCUUAGGUUGGAGUUAUCACCAGCUGUUUCAGAUGUCAACUUGCUUUCUCAUAGCACCCAAAGCUCCAAUGAAGAUGGGGUAAGUCCUCAAAGGAGGAUCGAGGGCUGGUCAAAAGAUGUGCAUGUGAGAACUGCAGGCUUUUUAUGCCCUCCUGAAACGUUAGAGCUUUCAGACACUGGGGCUUCUUUGAACUUAAAUAUGGAUUCAUCUUUGUCCUGUAAAGUGGGACCUGAAAGCCCAAAACUCCAUUCCUUGCAACGCAGCCUGACAUCAAAUGAUGAAGGUGAUGAUCAUCUUUCCUGCCUCUUAAAUCUCACUCUUGCUUCAUCUCCUUUGGAACUCAACCGAGGUCAAAACUUUGAUGGGAUGCCUCUAUCGAGUCAGGAACACUGUACAGUAUCAAGGCUGAACGGCAGUGGUGAUAAAGUUGUUCAUAGGGCUUCCUCAAAGGAUAGAACACCUUCUGAUGACACUCAGACAUUAUCUUCCUCACCUGAUGUUCAUAAUAACAAGCAAGGGCCUGCAACGGUGCAGAACAGGGUAAAUGAUGUCUUCUGGGAACAAUUUUUAACUGAAAGACCUGGUUGCUCAGAUACUGAAGAGGCCAGCUCUAAUUUUAGGGGAAAUCCUUAUGAUGAACAAGAGAGGAAGCCAGUGAAAGGAAUAGCCAGAAACACAAAAGGCAUGGAGCAUCUUACUCUCUAAGAAACUGACUUCUGUUGUUUGCCAUCUUUACUGACUUCUAUAACCAGCACCUUGAAAGAUUGUUAUGUUGUUUGACAUCUGAUGUGUAAUCUUUCCUCAUGAUAGUAUAUUAUGAUUACGUGAGCUUUCUCUAUUGAUAAUGUAUAACUACACCAAAUCUGGUUAAUUCACAAUUGAAAUCUCUUGUUUCAUU